AAAUGUGUCAUAAAGUCCCGUUUUGAGGCUGUCAGGUACUAUGAUAAUCCUGGGAGUGAUUUUCUUUUUACUUUGCUAAUAUUCGCGCUGCUGUAUCCGUCAGUUCAGAAAUGUUUAGCGUUCAAGAAUGGGAGUAAAUAUAAACUCUAACGAGCAGGUCACUCAAUGUUUGCUGGGGAUUUUGAAGAGAGAUCAGUGAAGAUUUUAUAUUAGCAAGUACAGACUCCUCAUAUGUUGUCGGAUUCUUCAAUGUAAACACUGCAGUGGAGUGCAUAAGCGUUGACAAUGUGCUGAAGAUUGUCAUAUUUCCUCCUAAAUUGGUAUCCUGGACCAUAUGCAGAAACAUUGUACUGGCCUGGCUGAGUGUCAAAUUUCAAGAACGCCUAGACAGUCAGAGAUCCUUGGGAGAUGGACACCGCCAUGGAAGUACGAACAGAUGGUAACUCUCUGUUGAAAGCGGUCUACCUGAGUAGACUGCGCCUCACCAGGUUACUGCUUGAAGGCGGGGCUUACAUCAAUGAAAGCAAUGAACAAGGUGAAACCCCUCUAAUGAUUGCUUGCAAGACAAAACAUGUGGACCAACAAAGCAUCAGCAAAGUGAAAAUGGUAAAAUAUCUCUUGGAAAACCAGGCAGAUCCUAAUAUUCAGGACAAAUCAGGAAAGACUGCUUUAAUGCACGCAUGCAUAGAGCAGGCUGGUGCAGAGGUCAUAGCUUUGCUACUCGAAAAUGGUGCUGACCCGAGUUUGGAAGAUCACUCAGGUGGUUCUGCUUUGAUUUAUUCAGUAAAUUCUGAAGACACGGAAGCCCUCAAGGUACUGCUGGAUGCCUGUAAAGCAAAAGGAAAAGAAGUAAUUAUCAUCACAAUGGACAAGUCACCCUCAGGCAGGCAGAUGACUAAGCAGUAUCUAAAUGUACCCCCUUCUCCGGAUAUUGAAGAUCGACAUUCACCAAUCCCUUGCACCUCACCCUCCGAUAUUGAGCUGAAAACAUCACCACCUCCCCUAACAAACAAUAUAUUUAAAGAUAAGCAGGUUUUUAACUUCAGAGAUCCAGUUCACCUCUUCAGUGACAAAGAUUCCUCUGAGUUAACUUCUCCAAAUAGGAAGUCUAGCCAGCCACGACAUGAUGACAAGUUUCCCCAGUUGCAAAGGUUGAACUCUGAACCCUGGUUGGCUCUGCCUCCUUCACUCUCAUCUCAGCACAAAACAUCUUCAUUUCAUGAAGAAGUCCAAAACCUGACCACAGAAGAAAACCUCUCCCUGAAAAUCAAUGGCUUAACUCUACCCAAGCGAUUCUUUACCAGGCAUCAGAGUAUUGAUGUCAAAGAGACUGCAGCCCUGUUAAGAACCUUAGACCAAGCAUCAGCUUUAACUGCUCCAAGGAAAUUUUCCUGUGAUGAAAUACACACUCAACCUCUUCAACCAGGCCUGGGUUGCAAUAACACAAUUCCUGUGGACCAGGAUCCAGAUUCAAUACAAACAAUUUCUGUUUCAAGUUUACAGAGUAUUGUCCAGAAAAGAAACUUGGGCCUUGAUCACUAUAAUUCUGACUCACAACUCACAAUCUGUUCCAAGCAAACAGUCACAGAUGAAAGCAAAAUAUUGCCAGAGCGGAAGAAAAUAGUGUCUUCUCCAUUAUCAGUGCUAACCAGUUCAAGAGAGUCUCUGGACAAUUUGCCAACUGGCUGUCUGAGCACUGCCAGCAAGAUACAUGCUGGGUUUCUAGAGAGGCGAGGUUCAGGGACCCUGCUCUUAAACCAGAUUUCACAAACAAGACUAGGCUACCUCCCACCUUUAAACGUAAAUCCCCAUCGACCAGUUCCUGAUAUGGCACCCAACAACCAAGGAACUGCAUCAUUUUCCAAUGCCACAAAGCCUCAAAUACCGUUGGCUCCAAACACUCAAAACCGAACAGAUGUCAAAACUAAAAAGAUGUUGUUCAGGAGACAUUCCGUCCAAGUGGAGCAAAUGAAACAGCUGGCAAACUUUGAGGAUAUUUUUGGACAGUGAAGGCUUUUGUACCAGAAUAGCUAGUAGAUGACCAAGGGACGCACUCAGAUUUUGGAAAGAAAUAUGUUAGUCUUCGCAGGUUUUGUUGAACUAAUAU
This is a messenger RNA of Stegostoma tigrinum, 2107 nucleotides long. It is a transcript of the gene ankrd34bb, whose product is annotated as ankyrin repeat domain 34Bb. The record is from RefSeq and is a predicted model, not a curated record. NCBI's taxonomy places the organism in Eukaryota, Metazoa, Chordata, Chondrichthyes, Orectolobiformes, Stegostomatidae. The coding region runs from base 409 to 2010 and encodes 533 amino acids. The transcript is spliced from 2 exons. Gene Ontology annotation, molecular function: protein binding.